Molecule: messenger RNA, 1806 nt
Organism: Ruditapes philippinarum (Manila clam)
Lineage: Eukaryota; Metazoa; Mollusca; Bivalvia; Venerida; Veneridae
Product: intraflagellar transport protein 25 homolog
Exons: 4
Coding region: 83-499 (138 amino acids)
Biological process (GO): intraciliary transport
Cellular component (GO): centrosome; cilium; intraciliary transport particle B
Source: RefSeq, a predicted model, not a curated record
GCCAUAUUAGUUUCGUAAUAAGCGUUUUACUAAUUCAGAUUGCAUAUUUCGUUCUCAAGGAAAACAAUUUUCCAAAAUAAAAAUGUUUGACGUUGGACAUAGAGGUGGAGGAGCUAGUAUUGUUUUAGCAACAUCAAAUGAUCAAAAACACCCUCCAGAAAACAUGAUCGACGGGAGUGAAGAAACAUUCUGGACAUCAACAGGGUUAUAUCCACAAGAAUUUAUCAUGGGAUUUGGACAUAUGAUGGACAUACAGAGGGUUAACUUGUCCAGUUAUAAUAUACGACAUAUACAGGUAGAGAAAUGUACAUCACAGGAUCCUACAUCAUUUGAGCCGCUUGUUGAUCGAGACCUUCCACAGACAGACGGACAGCUACAACAUGAAGAUAUAGAUAUUAAAACACAAGCCACCUAUCUGAGGUUUAUCAUAGAUUCUGGUUAUGAUCAUUUCUGUGCUGUUCACAAACUCAAUAUUUCUGGGAACGCCCUACAUGGAUAGUUAACUCAAUAUUAUAAUACCAUCACAGAAUAAUUGUAAAAUCUCCUCAUGUUACAUGUAUGUGAAAAUAUUAUAGCUGAUUUAUUUUACAAGUUGAUGUUCAAGUCUUCAACUUUAAGCUAUUAUAAAUGAAAUGCUUCACUUGGUUAAUUUUCAAUCCCCUCGCCAAAUGUGAAGGGGAUAUUAGAAAAAGUCUCUGUCCGUGUGUCUGUCCAAAUUUUGUCCAGGGUCUAACUUCAAAAUGCCUUGAUCAUUUUUCUUCAAAUUUCAUACACUGACACAGUGGUAGAAAGUGCACUGUGCAAGAACAAUAGUUCUACAUGAGUUAUUCGCCUUUAUAGAUUUACUUAAAAAACUUAACUUUUGUAGUAAGGGAUUUUCUUGAAACUUAAACCACUGACAUAGCACAUUGGUAGGAAGUGCACUGUGCAAGAACUGUUAAUCUAUUUUGCAUGCUUUUAGAGUUAUUCCCUUUUAUCAAAUUUACUUUUAAAGUUUUGUCCAGAGCAUAACUCCAAAAGUACAUCAGGGAUUUUUUUUCCAGUUUAAUACACUGGCAUAGCACAUUAAUAAAAGAUGCAUUGCACAAGAACAAUAAUUUAUUGAUGAUACAACAGUUGAUCACAUUCAUGUUCCUUGUGAAUAAAGAUUGUGUUUUUGAUGUCAUGUCUAUACCAUACACAGAUUAUCAGUAUGACCGUAACUAGGAUUUCCUCUCACCAAGUUAAAUGUACAAAAGUACAAACUUCAAGAAACUUCUUUCAGGCGAGGGGAUUAGCCAUAUAACAUUGUUAAUGAUAUAUUCCACUGUAUAUCAUUUAUAAAGCUAAAUUGCUUCUCAUCAGUGAGCAUUUAUAUAAUACUUGUAUUGUUGUUUUUAUUUUUAUGUACUGAAAAACUGCCAUUGAAGAAAACUUAGUAAUUUGUUUUUAUCCUAUAUUCUGAUACAUCUUUUCAAAUCUGAAAAGUAUUCUUUGUGAUUUUUUUCUAUAACUUAUUGAUGACUAGAAAGCUAUGUGUAAUUAAAUGUUAGUUAAGAAUUACAAUAAAACAAAAUAUAAACUUAAUUGAGAUAAUACUGAUUGUGUGACAACUUUUGUGUUGAACAAUGUAAUGUUGUAUUUAUUUUGACGUUGAUAUUUAUUUUAAAACAAAAUAAACCCAGACAUACUUUGUAUUAGUUAGAGGUAAGGAUAUGAACAGUUAAUUAAAUCAGUUAUUUAGAUUUUCAUAUUACUGUUGACAUGCUAAAUUAUUAUUAUCAAACUCGUGUUAACAUUCCGUCCAAAUAAAAUAUUGUAAAAAUU